AUGAAGAGAAAGGCGGAAAAGCAACAGGCGGCCGCACCGGCCCCGAUGAGUGCCGUUGCGGCGCGUAAGGCUCGUCAGCAGCAAAUGCAGGCCGCAGUAGCUGUGGCGAAACCUUCACAACCAGAACCAGCGCAGGAGCCACCGGCGAAAAAACCACGACGUUCGCCAGAACAAGCGGUGCCAACCCCGCCUGCCAGCGGAGAACCUCAGGGACGGACAACGCGCUCCUCAAAACGGAAAGCUGAGAGCUUAAAAGCUAGUAAAGCGGUGGAGAGCAAGGAGAAAACGCCUUCGGUUGAAUCUAGUGAACAAUUGCCUGUUCGCACGUCUCCCCAGGAACCCGAGGACCAGUCUUCUUCAGACGAAGAAACUGAAGAGCAAAAUCCAAUUGUGGGAGAGGAUGAUGCCGGAAUCGCUCCUCUUAGAGGUGAUGUUGAUGGUUACGAGUCUCCCGCUGAUACUUCUGGGCCUGUCCAAGAGUUCCCUCUAUCGAAAACUCGUUUGAGCAAGAGCAAUAUAGUCUACAGCGAUGAACAUACACUGUGUGUCCGUAUAAGGGAGAAAAUGAGUCUGGUGUUGAUUGGUCAUUACGAUCUGUGGGUGAAGCGCGGUGUCGUUAGCGUCAUGGGUGCGAAACUACACCCUUCUCCACGACUUUACCGAGUUUACGCCCCGUCUACACAUUCAUUACCCGUGAUCAAGUGCGUAUCAGGGGUUGAUGGGGCGGCAGAGAUUGAAGUUAAGUCAUGCCACAGUGGUAUCUAUCGCCUCAGGGAUCUGUCUCCUCUAUAUCGGCGGAUAUGGAAUGGCAAAAAUACUUCAGCGGACAAACUCACACUCAGAAAUGCCCCAUCUUCCGCUAAGAGGACGUUCUCCGUUCUGUACACGUCUGCAGACGAUUCCUUCAAACGGCAUCUCCGGCCAUUACAUCUUGAGAAGCAAUGGAGCUCAGCUAUCAAAUCGCUAUCUCAGCGAGGUGGUCGAUUAAAGGCACUGAUCUGUGGCCCCAAAGCUUCUGGAAAAUCCACCUUCAGUCGGUAUCUUCUUAACCAUCUUCUCAGCCCGGCACCGCAGACUGAAACGAAUUACUGCAACACUGAUGGCGUCGCCUUCCUUGAUCUUGAUCCCGGCCAGCCCGAAUUCUCUCCCAUGGGACAAGUGUAUCUGGCGCAUCUCCGGUCACCCGUCUUUGGCCCCCCAUUUUCCCACCCAUCGGUAGGUAGUUCCCAGGAGGGAACCAUCAUCAGAGCCCACCACAUUGGGGCGACAUCGCCUAAAGAGGACCCAGACCACUACGUGCUCGCUGCCAUGGACCUCAUGGAUCGCUACCGUGCCUUACUGGCAAGCUACCCCCAAUGUCCGCUGAUCAUCAACUAUCCGGGAUGGAUCUUUGGACUUGGUUUAGAAGUUGCGACAUGGCUCGUUAGAUCCCUCGGCUUGUCCGAUGUCGUAUACAUGAGCGAGAAAGGUCCCACAGAGGUCGUGAUGCCUCUCGGCCAGGCAGCUCAAGAAGCUAUGGUCCCUGUGACCAUCCUCCCGUCCCAGCCAACCGACUUCGUGAGCCGGUCCAGCGCGCAGCUCCGGUCCAUGCAAAUGCAGUCUUACUUCCACAUGACUCGCCCCACCGAAAUCAGCAACCCGCUGUGGUUAGAGAAGCCAAUCUCCCGGACCAAACCAUUCCACGUUCACUACGCCGGACCCAAACAGGGUAUCAAAGGUGUUAUGGUCAUGGGCUCCCAGAUCGACCCUGAUAUGGUCCGGGAGGUCCUGGACGGAGCUAUUGUCGCCGUCGUCGCCGUGGAGUCCCCCAAAGCGAUUCUCGGCCAGAAUGAUGGCCCCGGUCUAACAAAUCACCACCCUGCCCAAUCCACAGAUGCCGAUGUCACCAUGGACGAUUCCAUCGAUACACUGAUGGAGGGAGGUACUUCCCAAGACCCCAUUAACCCAUUCAUUGAUGCCAACAUCGCUCGUACACCUACCGAGAACCUACCCUACCUCUUCGUGGGCUCCGGCAGCAAUAACCCUCUCGACCCGAAAGCAUCUCGCUGCUUGGGUCUAGCUCUUGUGCGCUCCAUAGACGUCUCCUCGCAGCGGCUGGAGUUGGUCACCCCCAUUGCGGGAUCCGCGAUCCGCGACGCCCUCGAACAAGGCCACGGCAUCGUCCUUGUCCGGGGCCAGCUCGACAACCCCAACUGGGCUAUCAGCGAAGAUUACUACGCCGCACGCGCCGAAGAGAGACGCUAUCGGGAGUCCCUCGAGAAGCUCAAGAAGACCGACGCCUCCACCGACAAAGAAGACAGCAUCCUCGAGCCAGAGCAGCAAGCCCGGGUGUCUGCGAUCCUCCGGGACCGGAUUCGACGGGCCAGCAAUGUACCCUGGAUGACGGUAAUUGAAGACCACAGCGGCCAGCAACGAGAGGCCGCGCAGCGGGAGAAAUCCCUGUGGAAGCUGCGCAAGAAGGCAUACCCCGGCAGCGAUAGCGAAGGAGACUGGUAG
This is a messenger RNA of Aspergillus bombycis, 2496 nucleotides long. RefSeq names its product putative RNA processing protein Grc3 (gene grc3). Gene Ontology annotation, cellular component: nucleus. Gene Ontology annotation, molecular function: polynucleotide 5'-hydroxyl-kinase activity. The coding region runs from base 1 to 2496 and encodes 831 amino acids. Lineage: Eukaryota; Fungi; Ascomycota; Eurotiomycetes; Eurotiales; Aspergillaceae. The transcript is spliced from 4 exons. The record is from RefSeq and is a predicted model, not a curated record. Gene Ontology annotation, biological process: cleavage in ITS2 between 5.8S rRNA and LSU-rRNA of tricistronic rRNA transcript (SSU-rRNA, 5.8S rRNA, LSU-rRNA).